Lithohypha guttulata is the source of this 1095-nucleotide messenger RNA. It is a transcript of the gene och1, whose product is annotated as alpha-1,6-mannosyltransferase Och1. The record is from RefSeq and is a predicted model, not a curated record. The transcript has a single exon. NCBI's taxonomy places the organism in Eukaryota, Fungi, Ascomycota, Eurotiomycetes, Chaetothyriales, Trichomeriaceae. Gene Ontology annotation, cellular component: mannan polymerase complex. Gene Ontology annotation, molecular function: alpha-1,6-mannosyltransferase activity. The coding region runs from base 1 to 1095 and encodes 364 amino acids. Gene Ontology annotation, biological process: protein N-linked glycosylation.
AUGUGGUCUUCACGAAGAGCCCUACUUUCGGCCCUAGUGCUUAUGGUUCUCUUCCUAAUCUACCAUGUCACUACCUCGCAGAGCGCAGUUAUUGGAUCCAUACAGUCGACACAAAAACAAAAAAAUUCCGGAUUUUCGUCUUCUGCAUCGACUGCGAACAAGGAGCAACAAGUUCUAUUCGACAUUACCUCCCAACCUCUAAGAAAGAGAUUGGAACACUUCUUCCCCUAUGACAUCGAAGGGAAAUUUCCUAUGUAUAUAUGGCAGACGUGGAAAGUCGGUCCUGCAUCUGGCGCAUUCGAAGAACAUCUCCGUCCUCUCGAAGCAUCCUGGACUGAGAAACACCCAGGUUUUGUCCACGAGGUCAUCUCGGACCUAGCGGCUGAACACUUGAUCAGAUAUCUCUAUGCCUCUGUGCCAGAAGUCGCCGAGGCAUAUGCAGCCAUGCCUGUGCCUGUAUUGAAAGCUGAUUUCUUCAGGUAUCUGAUUCUGCUGGCAAGAGGAGGCAUAUACUCGGACAUCGAUACUCAAGCUCUCAAACCAGCUAUAGAGUGGCUACCUCCCCAUCUUGAUCAAGCCACUGUCGGACUCGUGGUAGGCAUUGAGGCAGACCCUGAUAGAGAUGACUGGGCUAUCUGGUACUCCAGAAGGAUCCAGUUCUGCCAGUGGACCAUGCAAGCCAAACCAGGACAUCCUGUACUACGAGAUAUUGUGACCAGAAUCACAGAAACGGCACUAGAGCUGAAAGCACGAGGAGAUCUGCGGCACGGUAAAGAGCCGAAGAACAUCAGCAUCGUGGAGUUCACAGGACCCGCGAUCUGGACAGAUACCAUUUUCGACUAUUUCAACAACCACGACUACUUUGAGUUUGACUCAGAAUCUCAAAAUAUUACCGCCCAGGACUUCUUCAAUAUUGUGGCACACAAGAAAAUAGGCGACGUCGUGGUCCUUCCAAUCACUAGCUUCAGCCCUGGUGUGGGACAGAUGGGCGCUGAAGAGCCAGACCAUCCAAUGGCAUUCGUCAAGCAUGAGUUCGAAGGGUCGUGGAAGCCCAUCGACGAGAUUCCCAGCAAAAAAGAGAAUGUUGAUGCUUGA